AUGAGUGAUGCUUAUGAACGCGAGCAGCAGAAUAAUGCGCUUCUUAACGGCCUCUCAUCCAAGGUCUCCGCUCUCCGAUCGGUGACCAUUGACAUCCAUGACAACGCGCGCGAUCAAGAUACGAUCGACCACUCGAACGAAGUCUUCUCCUCCCUCUCGACGAACCUCAAAGGCAGCGCCUCCCGCCUGACAAGGAUGGCCAGGCAAGGCGACACUGUCGCAGUGCUGAAGGUUGCCGGUAUUUGCAUCGGAGCCGGCCUUCUCAUCUACAUCAUUCUCGGCUGGAUCUUUUGA
Molecule: messenger RNA, 294 nt
Organism: Penicillium canariense
Lineage: Eukaryota; Fungi; Ascomycota; Eurotiomycetes; Eurotiales; Aspergillaceae
Product: SNARE domain- containing protein
Exons: 3
Coding region: 1-294 (97 amino acids)
Biological process (GO): intra-Golgi vesicle-mediated transport
Source: RefSeq, a predicted model, not a curated record